AUGGAUCGUCUAAAGUUCUAUCUGCAGAGGAAGGAACAGAGUGGAGAGAACCCAGGACAGUCUGUUGUUUGUCUAUAGAACAUCAUGUGGUCUGGAUGGACUAAGGCCCGUUAGAGUCUGUUCAUGUCAUGUUGGUUGUCCUCUUUGUGAGGGACAAGGCCUGUUCCAACUUCCAACUGCAUUUUGUUUGAUAUGAUAAGCAAAUCAUCAAUCAUGUUGCACUCUGCUAAACUUGUAAGUGUGUCAUUACCAGUCACUACCCCAAAUAAUGAUAUACUUUCUCCCUACCCCCUCCCAAUCUGAGGGCUUCACCCUUUUGCCCUUCCUUGCUAUCUCUUUCUUCCUUACCCUUAAACUAUCCCCCCCUCUCUCUUUAUCUAUCAUGCACUUCUCCUCUGCCCCCUCUCUCUCUUUAUCUAUCAUGCACUUCUCCUCUGCCCCCUCUCUCUCUUUAUCUUCCCCGCUCUCCCAAUCGUUCUAUUUCCCUUUGGUCCCCCCCCCCCCCUUUGCUCUCUCUUUCUCUCCCCUCUCCCCUCUCCCCGCCACCCCCCUCCCCCUCCACCUCCCCCCUCUCUCUCUCUCUUUCUUUCUCACCCCAUCCCCCUCUGUCUCGCCCUCCCUCCCCUGUCCCUCCACCCUCUCUCCACCCCUCCUACUCUCCUUCCCCCCCUCUCUGUCUCUCCACACUCCUCUCCCUCCUCCCAGGACCUGGAUAAGACCCAGACAGAGAUCAUGCGUCACCACACCAGUAUCAGUGAGCUGAAGAGAAGCUUCAUGGAGUCUGUUCCGGAGCCGCAGCAGAGUGAGUGGGACAAGCGCCUGUCCACACAUUCACCCUUCCGCACGGCCAGCAUCAACGGACAGCUGCAGCCAGGCACUGACGGGGUGAGUCAACACCAACAGAACGAAUAGAACGGGCCUCCCCAUUCAAGUCAAUGAUGCCAUAAUGGGUGAACUGGCGAGUGUGCCAAUGAGUUUACCAGUCAAAUUGCCAGGGUUAGAGGCUCUAAGCCCCUUCUAGAGAUUAUUAUAUUUCUAUGGAGUCAACAGAACAACCAGUCUUGGUACAGAACAGAGAGACAGAGACAGCAAUAGCAGCCCAUGGUACUCAGAGAGACAGAGACAGCCAUAGCAGCCCAUGGUACUCAGAGAGACAGAGACAGCCAUAGCAGCCCAUGGUACUCAGAGAGACAGAGACAGCCAUAGCAGCACAUGGUACUCAGAGAGACAGAGACAGCCAUAGCAGCCCAUGGUACUCAGAGAGACAGAGACAGCCAUAGCAGCACAUGGUACUCAGAGAGAUAGAGACAGCCAUAGCAGCCCAUGGUACUCAGAGAGACAGAGACAGCCAUAGCAGCCCAUGGUACUCAGAGAGACAGACAGCCAUAGCAGCCCAUGGUACUCAGAGAGAUAGAGACAGCCAUAGCAGCCCAUGGUACUCAGAGAGACAGAGACAGCCAUAGCAGCCCAUGGUACUCAGAGAGACAGAGACAGCCAUAGCAGCACAUGGUACUCAGAGAGACAGAGACAGCCAUAGCAGCCCAUGGUACUCAGAGAGACAGAGACAGCCAUAGCAGCACAUGGUACUCAGAGAGACAGAGACAGCCAUAGCAGCCCAUGGUACUCAGAGAGACAGAGACAGCCAUAGCAGCACAUGGUACUCAGAGAGACAGAGACAGCAGAGACAGAGACCGCCAUAGCAGCCCAUGGUACUCAGAGAGACAGAGACAGCCAUAGCAGCCCAUGGUACUCAGAGAGACAGAGACAGCCAUAGCAGCCCAUGGUACUCAGAGAGACAGAGACAGCCAUAGCAGCCCAUGGUACUCAGAGAGACAGACAGCCUUAGCAGCACAUGGUACUCAGAGAGACAGAGAGGCCUUUAUUCUCUCUAGUCCCACUCAAAGCACCAACAGGAUUCCUGACAACAACAGGAUGUUUGAAAAAAAAAAUUGUACUUUUGACUGGCUUUUUGUAUUUGCUGGCACAAUUUUACCGAUAGGAAUGUUCUUUCAUUUUCAAUUGAAGAUGUGUUUUGACUUUCUUUGAGCAAGUUUUCUUGCUUUGUUGUUUGCUAGUUGUUACAUGCUGACCAGACAGCACACACGAAAAGCAUUAAACAUUUAUGGCAAUUUAGCUAGCUAGCUUGCUGUUGCUAGCUAAUUUGUCCUGGGAUAUAAACAUUGGGUUGUUAUUUUACCUGAAAUGCACAAGGUCCUCUACUCCGUCAAUUAAUCCACAGAUAAAAAGGUAAACGGAGUUAGUUUCUAGUAAUCUCUCCUCCUUCGGGCUUCUUCUUCUUUGGACUUUAUAUGGUGGUUGGCAACCAACUUUAAGGUGCAUUACCACCACCAAUGUUGUAGAAAAUUGUCUUUGUCCUCAGUCAAACACAAAGUACUUUCAGAGUUUUUGUAGAAUUAAGAUAGACUUUAUUACAAUCAAUAUAGUUCCGUGUCUGGAAACAAUAGUGGUGGGCCCAAGCCCUGUUAUGCAAAAAUAACAGAGCCCUUUCCUAGCUCCGUUCUGACCCCCUAAUUAAUUCCCAAACCUAUCAAUCGAUACUUAAACAUGGCUUAAAACAUGGCAGGUCCAUAAUCAAUCUCUCAAACAUAUACAAGCCUCCUCCCUCUUUAUCACCCAGUGUAAACGCCCCUCAUGCUGUGAUCAACCAUGUUUAGUCUGAACUGUUCGACCCUGGCUCCGUUCCAGGACUAUACCUGAGGAGAGAGGCAAAGGGCAACAGUCUGGUUUCAGUCACUGAUAAGGCAGGACAGCCGUGGAUUAGGGAGGAGCGAGGAAUUCGACCCGAAGACAGGUCAGAUGAAAAAAGAAGAAACAGUCCUAUUACCCACACACAGACACCAGGCAGGGCAAUGACUACACCAGUGAGAGGAACCAAUUCAGUUCUUGCCUGGCAACAGAGAUGUUCCCAUGUUUAACGCUGGCUCCGUGUUCGUCAUGUUGUGAUUAACUAUGUUUAUCUUAUAGUCUACUGAGUCUGAAGAGAUUUAAAUAUAGUCUACUGAAAAAUCCCAAUCACCAACUGGACUGGAGUGUGGACCUCAGUUCAUCUUUCAAUCACCCACGUGGGUAUAUGCUCCUAAAAACCAAUGAGGAGAUGGGAGAGGCGGGACUUGCAGCGCGUCAAGCGUCACAAAUAGAACCGAGUUCUAUUUUAGCGCCUGGCUACACAGACGCUCGUUGACGCGCACGAGCAGUGUGGGUGCAGUGAUUGAAUCACAUGUAUGUGUACAUUUAUUUAGCAACGUUUCGAGCACGCGACGCGAGCGGUGUGGUCAGCGUGUUACUUUGGAUUGCACAGAGUCAUUAGUCCCAGUAGGGUUUCCUGUGGUCUUUUCUCAUGUCAUUAUUCAGUUGUUGUUUUUGACACGAGUCAAUGUCUAGUCACUAAUCUAGAGGAUGCAAUCAUCUCAGUUUCAGUUUUUGACAAGUCAAUGUCCAGUUUCUAGAGAAUGGCAGUCAGAUUACCCUCAUUACAGGGGUGCUGUGUUGUGUUAAUUUGAAAGAAAAGUAUUUUUUUUUUUCAUUUCCUCAUACUUGGUAGAGAGAAAUAGAGGAUUUUUCAUUCCCUAAGGAUGUACCGUGCACAGGGUCAUAGUCAGCAGACAGAAUGUUUCAGAGAGUUUCUCUGUGUCUGUGUAUCUCAGUGGACAUGCUCUUGGAGUCUCUUUCUCUGUGUAUAUUCAUGUGUGUGUGUGUGUGUGUGUGUGUGUGUGUGUGUGUGUGUGUGUGUGUGUGUGUGUGUGUGUGUGUGUGUGUGCAGGUGAGGACGGCCUCCCUAUCACCUGCAUACAGAGUAGUUGGUGGCGUAUCAGAGGUAAAGGUACUCUAAUUCAGUCCUUACUGGCCGUACAGGGGCUGGGCUGAGCUGGGCUGGGUUGGGGUGGGCUGGGCUGGGUUGGGUUGGGCUGGGUUGGGUUGGGUUGGGCUGGGUUGGGCUGGGUUGGGUUGGGCUGGGCUGGGCUGGGUUGGGUUGGGCUGGGUUGGGCUGGUCUGAGCUGGGCUGCAGUAAGAGAACACUAGCUGGCGUUUCUUUACCAGCUAACAAUAAAGAACAGACCAUGUUGUGUAUGGUAGCUGUGUGGAGGCUGUGCUGAGGCUGUGUGUAUGGAGGCUGUAUGGAGGCUGAGUGGAGGCUGUAUGGAGGCUGAGUGGAGGCUGUAUGGAGGCUGAGUGGAGGCUGUAUGGAGGCUGUAUGGAGGCUGUAUGGAGGCUGAGUGGAGGCUGUAUGGAGGCUGUAUGGAGGCUGUAUGGAGGCUGAGUGGAGGCUGUAUGGAGGCUGAGUGGAGGCUGUAUGGAGGCUGUGUGGAGGCUGUAUGGAGGCUGUGUGGAGGCUGUGCUGAGGCUGUGUGUAUGGAGGCUGUAUGGAGGCUGUAUGGAGGCUGUGUGGAGGCUGUGUGGAGGCUGAGUGGAGGCUGUAUGGAGGCUGUGUGGAGGCUGUGUGGAGGCUGUAUGGAGGCUGUAUGGAGGAUGUGUGUAUGGAGGCUGUAUGGAGGCUGUGUGGAGGCUGUGGAGGCUGUAUGGGGGCUGUAUGGAGGCUGUGCUGAGGCUGUGUGUAUGGAGGCUGUAUGGAGGCUGUGUGGAGGCUGUGUGGAGGCUGUUUGUGUGGAGACUGUAUGGAGGCUGUAUGGAGGAUGUGUGUAUGGAGACUGAGUGGAGACUGUAUGGAGGCUGUGCUGAGGCUGUGUGUAUGGAGGCUGUAUGGAGGCUGUAUGGAGGCUGUGUGGAGGCUGUAUGGGGGCUGUAUGGAGGCUGUAUGGAGGCUGUGUGGAGGCUGUGCUGAGGCUGUGUGUAUGGAGGCUGUAUGGAGGCUGUAUGGAGGCUGUGUGGAGGCUGUGUGGAGGCUGAGUGGAGGCUGUAUGGAGGCUGUGUGGAGGCUGUGUGGAGGCUGUAUGGAGGCUGUAUGGAGGCUGUAUGGAGGAUGUGUGUAUGGAGGCUGAGUGGAGGCAGUAUGGAGGCUGUGCUGAGGCUGUGUGUAUGGAGGCUGUAUGGAGGCUGUAUGGAGGCUGUGUGGAGGCUGUGGAGGCUGUAUGGGGGCUGUAUGGAGGCUGUGCUGAGGCUGUGUGUAUGGAGGCUGUAUGGAGGCUGUGUGGAGGCUGUGUGGAGGCUGUGUGGAGGCUGUGUGUGUGGAGACUGUAUGGAGGCUGUAUGGAGGCUGUAUGGAGGAUGUGUGUAUGGAGACUGAGUGGAGGCUGUAUGGAGGCUGUGUGUAUGGAUGCUGUAUGGAGGCUGUAUGGAGGCUGUGUGGAGGCUGUAUGGGGGCUGUAUGGAGGCUGUGCGGAGGCUGAGUGGAGGCUGUGUGGAGGCUGUAUGGAGGCUGUAUGGAGGCUGUGUGGAGGCUGUGCGGAGGCUGAGUGGAGGCUGUAUGGAGGCUGUGUGUAG
Coregonus sp. 'balchen' is the source of this 5400-nucleotide messenger RNA. Lineage: Eukaryota; Metazoa; Chordata; Actinopteri; Salmoniformes; Salmonidae. The record is from the annotation of a GenBank genome assembly.